This is a messenger RNA of Hydatigera taeniaeformis, 303 nucleotides long. The record is from the annotation of a GenBank genome assembly. NCBI's taxonomy places the organism in Eukaryota, Metazoa, Platyhelminthes, Cestoda, Cyclophyllidea, Taeniidae.
AUGGAAUGGCGCUACCAUCUGUCACAUGAAGUGUUUGUUCGCAGUUUGGACAAGGAGAAGCGAGCGCGACUGCUGCAAUUCAUCACCGGCACUUGUCACAUUCCCUUGGGUGGAUUCGGUGAGCUGAUGGGAAGCAACGGACGUCAACUCUUCUGCAUCGAGAAAACUGGUACCGAUGCCUGGUUGCCACGCAGUCACACCUGCUUCAACCGUUUAGAUUUACCACCUUACACUUCAUAUGACCAAUUGCGUGAAAAACUCCUUCUUGCUAUUGAGGAAACUGAAGGAUUUGGCCAAGAAUGA